This is a messenger RNA of Rotaria sp. Silwood2, 1323 nucleotides long. NCBI's taxonomy places the organism in Eukaryota, Metazoa, Rotifera, Eurotatoria, Philodinida, Philodinidae. The record is from the annotation of a GenBank genome assembly.
AUGGGUAACCAAAACAAUAUUCAUAUCAGACACAAUAAAAAAAUUCUUCGUCAAUCCCAAAAAAAUCAAGUAAGUCAGUUUUACAUUGCAUGUAGAAAUGGUGAUAUUGAAACUGUUAAACAAAUUUUAUCAACUACACCAUACGAACAAAUAAAUCAAUUAGAACCUAAUGGAAGUACAGGUCUGCAUGCAGCUUCAUUCUAUGGGCAUACAGAUAUCGUUCGCCUUCUUUUACUGGAGUAUGGUUGUGAACGCCAUCGACUUAAUUCUUAUGGUUUGACUGCUUAUGAGGAAGCAACAACACAAGAAAUUCGACGGUUAUUUUAUCGUGCAUCACAUAUGAAUCGGUUUCAUGAUGAACACAAUACUUUCAGAAAUGCAUUCGCGAUUGUUUCUUCAUCUAACGAGAUCCUUGCCGAUAACUAUGAAAACAGUGAAAAAAUUAAUAAAUAUAUUCAACGUUUUGUAACAAAGGAGGAAAUUGACAAAGAAAGGAUUGAGCUUAGUCAAAGUCAAAAGCUUCUUCAAACACGAUUUGGACGCUAUAUUAUUCGAAAAGUAUUAAAAUAUCAAGGUUUCGAUGAUGACAGACUCAAUAAAUAUAUAACAGACAAAGCAUUUAGAAUACAAGCAAUACAAAAAUUAAUCGAUGAAAAAGUGACGCCAAUACAUUUGGAUUAUAAAAAGUGUUCUCAACUUCUAUCAAACUAUGCUCAGUAUGAAAACAUAGAUGAUUUAUUAAAACUUUACACACUAGAAACACCAUUUUACUAUCAAUUACGAGAUGACUUUUUACCUUUUUUUUGGCCUUUAAUAUUGGAAAAGAAUUUAAAAUAUCGACGUUUUCAAGGUGUGUCGUAUCGUGGUGUAACUAUGACUAAUGAUGAUUUAGAAUGUUAUCGAUUGGCUUGGAAUAAUCCCGAAAGCAUUAUUGAAACACUAACACUUUCAUCAACAUCAUUGGAUCGAUCUAUUGCUGAAGAGUUUGCUGAAUCACAGUCAACAACAUCACCUAAUAAAAUACGUACAUUAAUGAUAUUUAAUUUUCCUCGAGCAUGCGAUCAAGCACUAUAUUUAGGUAAAAUGCCUAAGUACAAUCUUCCAUGUGCAUCCGAAUACGAAGAUGAACAAGAAAUAUUAAUUGUACCGUUUACAACGUUUCAUGUAGAAAAUAUUCAAAUUAAUUCUGAUGAACAUCAUACAACAGUAAUUACAUUAAAAAAUAUUCCUCUUGAAAAAUUAUCCUUAUCUGCGGCAUCAAAAUUAUUACUUAAAGAAGGUACACAAGACUACAGUUAUUUGUUACAAAAAGUUGGGUUUUGA